This is a messenger RNA of Xiphophorus hellerii (green swordtail), 11749 nucleotides long. RefSeq names its product immunoglobulin superfamily, member 9Bb (gene igsf9bb). Gene Ontology annotation, cellular component: neuron projection. Gene Ontology annotation, molecular function: protein binding. The record is from RefSeq and is a predicted model, not a curated record. The transcript has 20 exons. Bases 232 to 4551 code for a protein of 1439 amino acids. NCBI's taxonomy places the organism in Eukaryota, Metazoa, Chordata, Actinopteri, Cyprinodontiformes, Poeciliidae.
CUGCUCUCGUCCCAUUGGCGCAGGUGAUCUGUCUCAGGAUGCGCGAGGAGAGCGGAGGAGAGGGGAAGAGAGAGGGGAAACCGCCGAUGGUGAAGGGUCCAGGGCUCGGUUAACGGGGAAACAAGGAUACCGGCCCAUCUCUGUUUGUCCUGGGCAGCUGGGCAAUGACAGACUCACCGAACGGGGGACUUUGAGAUAUGACGAGGCUUUUUUCUGGUUGGUUAUAGUACUAUGAUUUGGUAUGUGGCCACUUUGAUAGCAAGUGUAUUCAGCACCCGAGGAACGGCCGCUCAAGGUGCCCACGGUGUGCGAGAGGAGCCCCAGUUUGUGACGGCACGCGCAGGAGAGAGCGUCAUCUUGGGAUGCGACGUGCCUCACCCACUGAACGGAAAACCCUAUGUGGUGGAGUGGUUCAAGUAUGGAAUGCCAAUCCCUUUCUUCAUCAACUUUCGCUUCUAUCCUCCUCAUGUGGACCCAGAAUAUGCCGGUCGGGCCCGUCUGCACGGCAAGUCGUCCCUGCAGAUAGAGAACGUGCGUUCAGACGACCAAGGCUGGUACGAGUGUAAAGUGCUCAUGCUGGAGCAGCAGUAUGACACCUUCCACAACGGCAGCUGGGUGCAUCUAACUGUCAACGCCCCUCCCACAUUCACAGACACACCACCUCAGUAUGUCGAGGCCAAGGAACGGAGGAGCAUCACGUUGAGCUGCACGGCGUUCGGCAACCCAAAACCCUCUGUCAGCUGGCUGCGAGAAGGCAGGCUUCUGAUCAGCAGUGCCAAGUACAAGGUGUCUGAUGGGAAUUUGACGGUGCUAUCCAUCACCCGGGAAGAUCGCGGGGCCUACACGUGCCGAGCCUUUAGCUCCCAGGGAGAGGCCAUUCACACAACAAGGCUGCUAGUACAAGGCCCUCCGUUUAUUAUCUCACCACCAGAGAACAUAACGGUGAACAUCUCGCAGGAUGCCUUCUUCACCUGCCAGGCGGAAGCCUAUCCUCGCAACUUGACAUACACCUGGUUCUGGGAGGAGGACAACGUCUUCUUCAAGAAUGACCUCAAGCGGAGAGUCAGUAUUCUCAUUGACGGUUCCCUCAUCAUUGUGCAAGUCAAGCCCGAGGAUACUGGGAAAUACACCUGUUCCCCCAGCAACAGCCUAGGCACACCACCGUCUGCCUCUGCCUACCUAGCAGUGCAAUAUCCUGCCCGUGUGGUAAACAUGCCAUCUGUCAUUUAUGUGGCCAUUGGUCUCCCAGGCUUCAUCCGCUGCCCAGUAGAUGCCAACCCCCCUCUAACUCUGGUUAAGUGGAAAAAAGACGGUCUCCCUCUACGGAUAGACAAGUACCCUGGUUGGAGCCAGAUUGAUGAUGGGAGCAUCCGUGUUGCAGAGGUGACAGAGGAUUCUCUUGGCACCUACACCUGCAUGCCUUACAAUGCCCUGGGAUCCAUGGGAUGGUCUCCUCCUGCUCCCCUGGUGCUAAAGGACCCUCCAAAAUUCUCUGUGGUUCCUGGAGGGGAGUACAGGCAGGAGGCUGGAAGGGAACUUGUCAUCCCAUGUGAAGCAGAAGGAGAUCCUUUUCCGAAUAUCACAUGGAGGAAGGUGGGGAAGCCCAGUAAAAGCAAGCACAAUGUUCUGCCUCGGGGCAGCUUACAGCUGAAGUCGCUCAUGAAGGAUGACCACGGGGAGUGGGAGUGUGUCGCCACCAACGUUGCCACAAGCAUCACUGCCAGCACGCAUGUCCAAGUCAUAGGCACAAGCCCCCACGCGCCCACCAGAGUCCGCGUCGCAACCUCCUCCACCUGGGCCAACAUGUCCUGGGAGGCCAGCUACGACGGAGGCUUCCAGCAGACAUACUCAGUCUGGUACGGCCAUGUGCUGAAGAGGGAGCGUUUAGGUCCACACGACUGGGUUUCCAUACCGGUACCUGGAGGCCAGGACUGGAUGGUGGUGCCGGGCUUGGAGCCAGAGACAACGUACCAGUUUAGUGUCCUGGCCCAAAAUAAGCUUGGCACAGGCCCCUUCAGCGAGGUCGUCACUGUGAACACUCUAGUAUUUCCUACAAGUACCCCUGAACCAUUGGUGCUGCUUACCCCACCACGGUGCCUCACAGCCAAUCGCACGCAGCAGGGAGUCCUGCUCACCUGGAUCCCACCUGCCAAUCACACAGCACCUAUCCAGCAUUAUGUAAUGGAGUUCCGUCUGGGGGAACGAUGGGAGAUCUUGGAUGACAGCAUUCCUGCAGGAGAGUUGGAGCUGCUCGCCCGAGACCUUAUCCAGGAGGCCUGGUACGAGUUUCGCGUCAUGGCCGUCAUGGACGACAUGGUCAGCGAGCCCAGUAACGUAGUGGGAGUGUCCAGCACAGAUUUCUUCCCCCCUCCAGAGAUGGUGGAGGAGCGUGGACUGACGCGGCCUGUGGUGGCUGGCAUCGUGGCCACCAUCUGCUUCCUGGCUGCAGCCGUCCUCUUCAGUACAAUGGCUGCCUGCUUUGUCAACAAGCAGCGCCGGAAGAAGCUCAAGAAGAAAAAAGAUCCCCCUCUGUCCAUAACCCACCUCAGAAAAAGCAUGCAAACACCGUCAUCUUCAGGAAAGGUGAGUCCGGAGAGCAUACGUUCAAAGGCAUCUGCAUCAGAAUCGUCCAAAGAGAGUCAUGACCAGCGUGGAAGGAAACCUCCUCCCAGUCCAGGAAGGAAAGAAGAGUUAUCCUUAUACAAGAAGACCAAAAGAGCAAUAACAAGCAAGAGGUACAUGUCCAAGCAUGAAGCUGAACCAACAACACCUAUUGAACUUAUCAGUCGAGGCCCAGAUGGACGAUUUGUCAUCGAUCCCACUGAUGCAAUGUCAGUCAAGCCCCGCCGUAUUGAGGGCUUCCCCUUUGUGGAAGAAUCAGACCUUUACCCAGAAUUUCGGCAAUCGGAUGAAGAGAAUGACGAUCCCAGGCCUCUUCCACCAGUUAUGGCACCACUUCGGCCUCACCAGAUUUCCCCAAUCUCCAGUCAGGAAUCUUACCUCCAGCCUCCAGCCUACAGUCCUCGUUUUCACAGGCCUUUUGAAGGUAUGACCAUCAUGGAGAGCAGUCAGCUCCAUGCCACGGGACAGAUCCGAGGCUCUCUCCACCAUAGAGCUUUCUAUGGCUAUCUAGGACCAGAUCACGAUCCCCCACCUCCUUUCUACAUGCCUGAUACCAGCCCUCUGAGGUCGGUCAUGUCCUCGCCUCCAUACUUUGCAGAGGGUCCUUUUGCACACCACAUGAUUCCUGAAGAAAUCGGAGAGAGUGAAUUUCCACAAUACGCUGUGUCCGGCUUCCCACUCCCUCUGACACUGACCUCUUCCUCUCAUUCACCAGAGAUUUGGCAGGGACUAGAUUUUACCUUUUCAAGUCUGGAGCGGCCUCAAUUUAUUUUCCCUCCACACCACCUUUUGCAUACUCGCCAUGAUCCUCCCUACGCCUCUCCACCUCAUGUUCUUCCCCUUAGCUCUUUCCAGCACUCUUCUCUUCCAAUGCCUACCUACCCAACAGUCCUGCCACUUGAGGCCCCAAGUGGCAGGAUGUCAAAGAGUCAUAAAAGCAAGUCUCCCAGCAAGGCCAGGCCUCAUGGCUCCCCAGCCAGGCAUUUAGCUAUGCAAGAGGGACAUUUAGGGCAGCUAAGACCUUCAGGCCAUAGUAUGGGUGUGCCAGUUUUGUCUUAUACUGAUCCAAUGGCUCAUAUCGUCCCCAGCAAAUUCAGUAAUCUGGAUACACGAUGGUUUGAAACCACCCCUGGUUUUAGUCCCAGACAGACUCGUAGGAUGGAUUCUGGCUUGCAUCAGGUGGUUCUUCAACCCUCUCGACUUUCACCCCUUACCCAAAGCCCCCUUAGCUCUCAAGAGGGCUCCCCAGAGAUUGUAGUGCGCCCACACCCACGUCCGAGCAUUGUGCAACCUCCCAUACCCCCAGGGAUGUCUGAGAUUACCCUGCUUCCACCAUCCACAGCCAGCUUUUCAAGGAGAUCAUCCCCAUCCUCAUCACCUGCUCAAGGUCAGGGUAGCAGGAGAACAAGCCCCAGCUACCGUUCCCACAUGGCUUUUGCCACUGCUGCAACCAGUUACCCAGCUUCCCAGUCCCCAUCGCCCCCCAUGGAAAGCAGCAGCAUAUUUGGGCAAAUGCCAGCUCAUAGGAGGACUGAGGAGGAGAUCCUUCCAUCUGAGCCCUCUCCACCCCAGUUGUCAGCUUCAGGAAAACGUCGAGGUGCGUCGAGAGCCCAUUUGGGGUUUGAGAGGAGUGAUGCACUGAGAUACCAGCGUGUUAGAAAGGCCAAGAAGAUGACGAUGAACAACAACAACUCAAAGACCAGAAAGAAAGCAGGUGUCUCCACCUCUCAGACCCAGCAGGCCUACACCUCUCAGGUACUCCAGCCCGAAGAAGCGCUCUACCUCUGCAAGAAGAAGAAACGGCCCAUUCUUCAUGAUCCGUAUGCUCGCUUUUCUGCUCUGCUGUACCGCCGUCCACCAAGGGAGGACCAGAAGGCCAUUUUAGCAAGCAUGGACAACAUGGACCUAGACCAUGCCACCUUCCUCUGAAAGGCCCCGGGGAUGAGAUCACAACCAGGGACAGGCUCCCAUUACCAUUCCAUCAAUACACUGCAGUAGCUGCGUUCCAGCUAGACAAGACAGCAAAGUCAGUGGAAUGUCUAUUUCCAUUAUCUACAAAAUGGAGACAACAGUACAUGUCAGAGUACAGAUUUAGUGCAAUCUGUAGGUUCACACUUGUUUUAUUGAAUUUGCAUUUAUCAUUGGCUUGCUGUUGACAAUAACCUAGAAUACUCUAGGAUAUAAACUGAACAAAGACUUCUAAAUUUAAACAUUUUCUAGUUAAAAAAAAAAGAAAAAUUAUAUUCUAGUACAAAUCAGUUUGUCUCAGUUUACUUUAACUAAGAGUAUAUGGAAGAGAAUCUAGAGUGAUCUCCCAGAUUGGAGUUGUAGCUGUAAGAUAGUUCCUGUGGAAAAAAGUCUGGACAAUUCGUUAAAAACUGUACUGCUAAGGACGCGCCGAGGCACAAACAUGUUCUGCAUCAUUUUAAAUCAGUUAGUACAUCCUUCUGAAAGUAACUUUACUGAUUUUGAGAUUCCAAUUGAACAUUUACUCCAGUGCAAAAGUCAAAAUUUUACAAACAAGUGGCGGGACUUUAGCUCUUAACACUGUUUUCCCCAAAGUUGUUCCAGAGUCCCCUUUAUUCCUUUAUCCAUUGGAGAGUCUAAAUGAUUCAUGCUAAGCUGAGCUGGGUCUGUUUCCCACUGACUCCAGUCUCCCUCCUUCUCUGUCCGUUUACAGGUCCUUCCAAUCAAUUCUCUGCCUCACAUAUAAGGAUGUUCUUACUUCCUACCAACUUUACCUCAGAGCACACGAGACCACACAACCACAAUCCAGCUCAGCUCUUUGACUUCUCCUGUCUAAAUAAGAAACACUCUUUCUUCACUAUUGCAAUGCUGAAAAUGUACCUUUCCUCUGUUUUUAAAGGGGCCAUAUAUUUCCUGUUCAGCUAAUCUACGUCAGAAAAUGCCGAAGCUAACCAGAAGCUGACAUUCUCAGCUUUUCUGCUCUGCUGUAAAUAAUCAGGACAAGAAAUUACUUGUUUUACGGAAUGUCAAAGAAACGGAAAAAAAAAUACAAAAAACCUUUAACUUAUUUCCUAGCUCUAAACUACACUCUUUAUUUGUUAUAAUCCAGUCCACUGGGAUGCAUUCAAAAGGCAAAUCAGUUGAGACAUGGCAUUUUCAACCAUCACGAUAGAAAUCGUUACGUUUAGCAGGAAGUUGUAUACAUGCUCCGUUUACAAGAGCUUCUGCUUAAACAAGUGCAACUUUUGUCGGACAGCUGUUUGCACUGGAGCAAAUUCUUAUCAGUUCCAUUACGUUUGAUUUUUCCUUUUCUUGCGCCACUGAGGGCUCCAAAUUCUGUUGAGAAACUCUUUGCCAAAAGUUUUAUUUAAAAUUUCAGUAGACAAUGCAGGAUAGGAUUUUGUACCUUGGUAUAUCAGUGUAAACAUAGAGAACACACUGUUUUCUCUGGCCUGAGAAAUACCUUUUUGCCUGUUUUACUUACUAGCGUUUUUUUUAAAUUGUGCUCCAUUAUUUAUUUUUUUUAAUUUUCUUCUUAUGCGAGUCGAUCUGUGUUCAGAGAAAAGCAGAACUCAUUUAAGGUAAAACAAAGUGAGCCAACAGGUGUGUUUAGCUGCAUUUUCCACUGGCAUUAGCAGCGCUCGAUUGCUUAUCUCUAUCUGCGUUUUGUUUAAGACUCCAUGAGAAUGAGGACACUCAAAAAGGACUUUCCAUUUACAACAAGGUGCCAUAACUGUAUCAACUGCAUCCUACUCUGCACAUUCUGCUGCUACAUGGCACUCUAAAUCACAAACAGUGGACAUGCGCAGCAACAAUUAGCCCGACAUUGUCUCUUUUUUUUCCAACGGUGCUCAGUUUCUUUGAUUUGUGCAAGUACUUUAAAAUCUCAUGGGGAUAUUUGCUGUGAAAAUGUCUCGUGUCGGAUAUGCAUUUUAUUAGAUUUUUUUUUGUGUGAUCUUAAGCUGCUGGUCCUACAAAGCCUUCAGACGUUUGUCAUAUCUUUAUCGUUUUCAUUUAUUUGAACUGGUUAAGGUAUUUCCACAGUACAUGCAGACGGGCGUGCUAACCAUGGGUUAAUCGGGAAAAUCUAAAAAAAAAUGUGUAGUGAAAAAAUAAUACAAAAGUUCAUUUAAAUUUUCAUCAAACUAACAAUAUAACUGUUAGUGCGAAGCCUCUGCAAAGCAGAUGAUCAAACAAGAAACACACGUGCAGGUCAUGUCUAAAUAAAUUAGAAUGUCCUGGUUUCACAAAGAGUGAUAUAUUUCUAUUAGUUGAAAUAAUUAUGGCUUAAAGCAAAUGAAAACCCAAAUAUAUUGAAUUUAACAAAAAUGACAAAAUGGUGUUGUUCUAAACCAGACUCUGGACCGGGGAGAAUCUUCAAGAGCUGCUACACAGUUCUGUAAAUCCCGGCAGAGGAAAAUAAGCUGUGAUUGUUAAAGAUCGACAGCAUGGAGCUGAUUAUAUCCAGGAAGUGCAGCUGAUGAUCACAGAGCAGUGGCAUACAACAGCUGUCACAAACUGGUUUUGUUGGGGACACUAAACAGUGGAAAGUCAGAUCAGUACGUCCCCUCCAAAGAUGGGUAGACCCCUGAAGUUCAUUGGUGUAUUGCUGAGAGCUGUAGAGAGCAGAAUGCUUCCUCAAUGUUUGAUGUUAUGGAAUCAGGAGUCAGAGGCUGAUGCACUGUAUUGAUGUAGAAAUUCACACAUUAGGAGAUCCAUCCAGUUACCCACUACAUGUAAUGCACAGUAUAUGAACAAACUUUUAAACGGGGCCAAAUUUCUGCAUUAAAAAUGUCCAUUCUGUUAAUAUUAUGCAACACAUCAAUUCUGUUUUACUAAACUUUUGGUUUUCAUUUGCUAUAAGGCAUAAUGAUCAAAAUGAACAGACGUAAAUGCUUACAAUGUCUUGAUUUAAUGAAUCGCUCUAUUGCUCUUGUGUUUUGGGUUAAGAUGGAAAUGUGCCUGCACAGAUGUUAUCUAGUGUGGAAAUCACUUAGAAUUGUUUUAACAAAUGUAAAUCCUCAAUCUUGCUACAACAUUACUAUUAUUGUCAACAGAGAUCAAGCAGCAACGGCUAAUCGUUGGCAAUAUCCUUUUGCGUUCUGAGGUAUUCUAAGGUCUAGCUCAAACACAACACUGUUUUCACAUUCUGAUGUGACGGUGAUUGAUCACAGGUGCUUCAGCAGUGGUGUCAAACAGGGGCUCUUCAAUCAGCUAUAGGUGCUACAAGAGAAGCUGACAGAUCCUUCCAAAAAAAAAAAAGAGGACAAACCCCCAUGUCUGGAACUGUAGUUUUCUAGUUCUGGAGGGGAAGUAAGAGGAUGUUGGAAGUCUUGAUUGGAUUCAAAAUCCCAUCGGGAAGGAGCUCUCCCUCCAAAAAUGUCUGGAAGGAGAGUUGAAACCAGUAAAACUGAUGCUGCCGCCAUAAUAAAAAAUAAUGUAUUGCUGUUAAAAGAAAAAUAGGGUUUCUCAGAAUCCCUUUUGUUUUGAUUGAGUGUCACCAUUGACUCCUUUUGGGAGAGCGGCGUUGUGAAUCCGGUGGUGGGAUUUGCAGACACUUUUGAAAACCUGCAGCAGUCAAAGCGGAUACGUGAGUGAUGCAUAUGAAUUUCCUAACUGAGGUGUAGUUAUAUUUUACAGUAUGACAGUUUAAUUGUGGCAUAUUAGAUAAAGUAAAACUGUCCUCAAAAAUAAUGAAAACCAGACUAGUUAAAAUCUAUACAAAUUUCACAUAGCCUGCAUUAGCAGCAAACAUAUAUGUAUACACUGUUUGUACGUGUUUGAUAUUUACACAGCGAAGUUCUUUUAAAAUCCUGUCUGAAGGGCAAGUUGCAUCAGAACUUGUUUUUGGAGUAGUAGUUUUGAGGUUUUGUUUGUCCUGGAUGGCAGGAUUAUGGAUCCAAUUAUUUAUCUCUUAAUACCAAGUUAGAUUUUAACUGAAUAACGAAAGCUGGACAUAAAGUGGCAGCUACAGUAACUGCAGUUACGAUUCAUCAAAUUAAAUAGCAAGGAGGGACGUUUUUCAUUCUUCUUCCUAUUAGAAUGAAAACAAAGGAGAUGAAUCUGUCUCCGAGUGAUUCUCUGUUGUUUUUGUAUAAUCACGAGAAUCAUAUAAAUGUGUAGAAUUGCAUCCGCAUUGGGUGUCUCGUGACGUUGUCAGUUGGUUGACUUUAAAGCUGUAGUCUGUGUUCGUCCUGAUGGAACAACACAGCUUAGGAGUGAAAGAAAAUGACAAACCGAAAUAAUCCAACCGCUUUUCUGUAGUCUCAGCUGUAAUGCUGCUAAAGAAGAAGCCGGAAGGGAGACAGUAAAUGACAUGAAAUCUGACGAUCGGCAGUGAAAACGUCUGCAGUUUAACCAAUAAAGGUUUUAAUAUGAUGUGAGAACAGUUGGUAGAUUUGAGCUGGAGUACUAAUUACUACUUAAAAGAGCCACACUUCAAAAAGCUAUCCCUCUAGAAAUCAUGAAGACUAAAUAUUACUUUUGUAUAAAUUGAGAAAAAUUAAGACAUGAACACAUGGGUAUUAUUAAUUGAUGCUAUGGUUGUUUUCGCCACAUGCCAAGUGAAAUCAAAGGUUUAGAGACCGGCCUGUUCUAAACAAAAGGCUCUGUGUUCCCAAACGUCUUGACAGCCGCUGCGAUUUAAAAAAAAAAAAGAUGAAUUAAUGCGUGUUGAACAUCUGCAGACCUUACAGUAAGGCCUAACCAGUUUGAUCUGGCAUAUUGUCCUGAAGCGCAGCCGUCAAACAUAUUCAGACUGAUCCCAUCGGUCUUUGCAGGAUGCAGACAUUGGUGACCUUUGCCACUCAUCGCUGUGGCAACAGAAAUCUGAGUAUUGAUCAAAAAUGUCCAAGCUCAAUAGCAUACCUAAAUGCAUUUUAGAUUUAUAAUUCAGGCUAAAAAAAAUUUAUUUAAUACUGUGUAAAUAUCUCAAAAGAGCUUACCAUAAUAUAUAUAUAUAUAUAUAUAUAUAUAUAUAUAUAUAUAAUAUAUAUUUUGUAGAGGAAAACAUGAUGCACAUCAGAACUGAGAGUGAGAACUGAGUAGUGUACGGUCUACUUCAGUGACACAGUGUAACAUGGUGUGAUAUCAGUGUCUUUACUGUAUGUGAGUGCUUAAAAAUGAAAUACUAGAAAUUAGCUUAGGAAUUUAAUAUCAAUUUAUUAUCCUAGAGAGAAGACCACACUUGCGUUGGAAGCUAGAUUAAGAGGAUGGUCCUUGUUUUCUAGAAUGUAAAAGUCAAUAUCCUAUUAUUUUUGUACUCAUACGUUGCUUUGUAUUGUAGCAAUGCAGAACUGUACACAGAGUAGAGAAAUAUGUUGUCCAUCUAAGCUCCUGAGGUGUUCAGAAGAGAAGAAAUUGGUGCACCGAACUGUACUGUAUAUCUUUUUGUCUACAAAGAGAUCCUCAUGAAAAAAAUAGACGGUAAAUUUGUUUUUAUAGUGCGUGUGAAUAGCAGAUAUAUCUAAUUAUUUAUGGGCAACAUCUUACCAUAUUGAUCAUUGAUUUUCCAUAAAAAACUUAAGUUUGUUUUGCUUUUUUUUUUAUAUAUAUAAAUAUAUAUAUUUCUUGGCAUGAAUUGUGAUUUAUUUUCCAUUCUAUUGGUGCUCUCCGCCUGUAGAAGCACUGAGAUCCAAAUGCAUUUUGGGACAGCUCCACGUUUAACAAAGGUUUCCGAUGUAAUGUUUGUGUUUGCAGUGAAAGAUGCAGCGCUUCUCGACGCCGACUUGAAUUGAUCCAAGUCUGUCGGUUUAGUUCCAGCCCAGGAGCAUGUGCAAGUUAGCCAACGUUUAUAUCUGCGCCUUUUGCUCGAAAGUGGAGGUGGAGCACCGCAGCAGCUGCUAGAUGCUACACCACGCUCUCAGUUCAGUGCUGUAAAUUGCCAAGAAAAAAAAAAAAAGAGACAACCAUCAACUUCAUUAUAACAACUGGUGCUAUAUAUAUAUAUAUAUAUUUGUGUAUAUAUAUAUAUAUAUAUUAAAAAAAAAAGCGAAAGUAAAAAAAAACAAAAAAACAUCUGUGGUGCUUUAUUAUUUCUAUGUUUUUGUCCUUGCUUCAGACAAAAUGUAGCUACACAAUCCUGUACUGUACUGUAGAUUGCUGAUUGGCCGAUCGAUCGACCCGCUGCGCUCACACGAGGCAGAGGUGUUAGGGUUUUUGACUUUUUUUUUUUUUUUUUUUUUUUUUAUUUGGUGUUUUUUUUCCUCCUACUGUCCUUUCAGGGAAUUCCAAGAUCCAAUUAGACAAACUUCUUGGAGGGGCAGAUUUUUAAAGCAACUAACUUUGAUAGAUCGUUGAUUUGAAUUGACUUUUUAUUUUUGGUCAGCGCUUCUACAUCAGCCACAUGGAUGGGUGCAAAUAGUAUCUACACAUUGUCUUUGGUGCUCAGCGUAACGUUCACAUUCGACUUUUGAUAUUUUAACCAUUAAAAAUCCCUGAAGAGGCUUUCAAACAUGUCAAAGGAGGUUUGAGUUUCCGUGCCGGCGUCGUCACCCGGCUCGUUCUGGGUCGCGUUGGAAAGUUCUCGCGAAACCAAACUUCUCCGAAGCCCACAGAUAGAUGAACCGCAAGUGGUGAAAACGGUGUUUUGAUACCGGAGAAAAACAUCAGUUCUCUGAUUCAAAUCUUUGUUGUUACUGCCUUGUUACAAAAAAAAAAACACAAAAAGAUUAAAUUUAUCCAGAAAAUGAUUGUUUUUUUUAUUUUUAUGAUUAUAAAAUGCAAUACAAGAGGAAGAAGAACAAACUAAACUCAUAUCUUCUAAUUGUUCUGUCUUCCUAAGAUGAGUUGACUUGUAUUUAAAACAUAACUAACAUUAUUUUUUCAUUAUAGGCAUAGACAACUCUGUACCUCAAAAUAUCUCUAUGAAAAUCUGAAGUCCUACAUGUGUACCUUGUGCAUUUAUUUUAUUUUAUUUUUUCCACCAUUACAAAGUCCAUCCUCAUGACGCUUUUUAUAUUGGUUUGCACAAACACUAAUAGGAAUGUAUGGCUACUGUGAUUCCUGCUCACCCUCCCACCCCUCCCUAAACAGCGAAAGCAACUGAAUUCAGCAGUUUUUUGUAUUUGAAACGUCUUGGUAUGCUUGUUGUAGUUGUAUAUUCAGAAUGGUGUAUAUUACAUCGGUUUUUAUUUAAUAAAAUGUUUAAAUUUUCUAACAA